UUCUGCAACGACGGACGCAAAGAAGUUUAACUUAAAUUUGUCGCAUUAUUUUUUGUAUUCCCACAUAGAAAAAGAAAAUCUUCUUUUGCCUUCGCGCGGUCGCGGUGUGUAAAUUUUGUAUAAUAUUUUUUGUGUGUGACUUACGAUAAAGAAGGAAGCAUAAAUCAUCAUGUCGUCGUCGAUGAAACGAGAAGUUCGCAGAGAAGAAUAUUCAACAAAUGUGAUUCGUACCCUUCAACCAUCACGUCCAUUGUCACCAUACUCACAAAAAUCUGAUUUUGAUAAUAAUUUGGAUAAUAUUCUUGACGACUUACAGCACAGCAUAUCGCGUCCAGGUAGUUCAUUAGGUCAGCCAAAUUAUUCUAGUCAGCGCGAUGUUCAAUAUAUCCAGCCAGCAAAUGCAACAACUGUCUUAAGGGAGCGAUCAUUAAGUCCUAAUUCAAAUUCAAAUCGAAUGUACAAAACUACAAAGUACGAAUAUUCAACAUCGGCUGGCGGCAACGGACAGAACAACAGCUACACAGACAGAGGAAAUAUCAAUGAAAUAAACAAACUUGAUACGCUUUUGAAUGAUCUUGAAAAUGAACGCACCGCAACACUCGAACGAUCCAAACGAAGCACUUCCAACAAUAUUGGCAUUGAUUCAGGUUUAAUUGAACCAGGCACGAAGGUUGUAAAAACAACAACAACAUACACAUCAAAGAAUCCAGUAUCACGUGAAUUAGUCUUUGAAACACCAGAUCGAGUCGUUCGUCAUCAAAGUCCACCUUAUGAUACUCGUACAGUUGAAACAUCACAAAGACGAAAUGUUACUUAUACUGAUGAUGGUCUUUAUGGCAAACCACGCAGAACUGUUUCACCAACGCCACCGGCAAGUGGGGCUACUCAAUAUCAUGUAACUGAAACAAGAACUCGUACACUUUCGCCCACACCAGUUAAUACAGGAAAUGUUGAAAAAUAUGUAACCGAGACACGUACGGUUAACAAUGAAGUGGUUCCAAUUCCGAAAAGCACAAAUUACAACGAACUUGUACGUGUUGAAAAUUCAUCAGGACCGGAAGUUUUGCGAGAAUUGCAUUUAUCGAAUGAUAUUAUGCCACGACCUAAAACAAAGGUCACAACAACAAUUCGUACUUACACUUAUGAGAUACCAGACGAUGAGAAUUCAGCAUUACUUCAUCCUGAUCGUGAUCCACCCAAAAAUAAUGCAAUGUUUUAUAAAACGGAAAGGAAUGAAAAGAAUGUCAAUUACUAUCCAAGUGAAACAUCACCAUUGACAAUCCAGGAGGUGCAAGUAAUUCCUCCACCUCAAAAUACAACAACUGUCUAUAAAUAUUCAACAAAUACUACAAACACAUCGCAUCAAUCACCACAACCAAUUUCAUCUGUGCCAGCUAAUAUUCCACCAAGUGGACCUAAUUAUCCUCAAAAUGGACCUAAUUAUCCUCCAAAUGGCAACUAUCCACAAACUGGAACUUAUCCACCAGCUGGAUAUCCACCAUCAAAUCAGACAAUCAUUUAUAAAACGGAAACAACAACAAAUAAGUAUGGCUCACCACAACCAAUUAAUAAUUAUCCUGAUGCUGGAUAUCCUCAACCAGUUGUCACAUCAACACCAGCUGGAAAUAUUCCACCAGGUGGAAUCACCAUCUAUCCACCAUCCACAAAUCAAACGACAAUUUAUAAAACAGAAACGACUACAAAUAAGCAAUAUAGAUCACCAACACCAAGCAAUAAUUAUCCAGUUGAUCCUUAUCCAGUUGGAUAUCCUCCAAAUCAAAGUCUUCCACCACCACAUAAUCAUCCACAUCAUCAUCAUCCUAAUGAGCCAUCUGUUGUUGUUUAUAAACAAACUACAACAACAACACGUGGUGGUCCACAGCCACCACAAUCACGUGAACCGGGUCUUCAUCCUUUCCCAGUCGAUGGACCGAUUAUAACUGAAGUUGACGGAAGUCCACCGAAACGUGUUGAAGAUUUAAUGGCAUCAUUUGGUGAUACAAGUGAAAUUCAUUAUACAAAUAAGAAGGUUCAGAUUGCUGAGAAGCCAUUGACACCGACUACACACAAUUUGAGUACGACAACAACAAAGGUUUACUCAUCAGACACGACGGACGAUAAGGAUAAAAAUAAAUCUGUUGUACCAUCGAGAAACGUUGCUGGACCACCUGUUUAUUAUCCACCAAAUCAUGAAUUAUUUACAUCAAAGGAAUCAUCACAAGCUGCUGGAUAUAGAGCACAGGGCGGAUGGGCUAGAGAGAAAGGUGCUUACAAAUAUGAGUCAGAGAGUCGUUCAAAGAGCACAACUAAAUCUGGGGCAGCGGUCGUUCCACUAUGUUGUCCAUUAUGCUGUGCCAUGCCAUGCACUAUUAUGUGAAAAAAUUAUGCAAGCUUUUUUUUAUUAAUGUACGAUAAUUUUUCCUCUUUAAAGUUUUUAAUUUGUUAUACCUUUUUAUUUACACAAGAUAAAAAAUUAUAUUACCAACUUACAAGAUACAUGAUACUUACAGUUGAAUCUCUAACAACUUUUACUUAAGAAAUAAAACAGAAGUAAAUUGCUUAAAUUAUUUGAAUGAUAAGGAAUAUUAUCGCAGAUGGAGGAGUGGAGCUUGCAGAUUAUUAUGUCUUGAGAUUAGUAUUUGGAAGCUUUAAUUGAAAGAUUUGAUUUGUUAGACAACUAGGAACAUAUUAGUAACUAGUUGAGAUUAUGACAACAUAUUUCAAGAUCAGACAAUGAAUUUUGAAAGGGAUUCGAACUCUUGACAUAAGGAUUUUUAUAUAAACCCAUACAACUGAGCUAUCAGCGGUUAUUUGCUAACCAUGGUAAAAUCGCCUAGAUAUUAUCAAAAAAGUUAAUCAUUUCAUUUAAAAAUCAUAAAUAACUAAGACUUCUGCAGCUCCUACCUCCGUCAAAAAUUAAAUUUCCGAGUAGCAUACUGUAGUCGAUAGAACAAUGAAAAAUCUCGAAAAAUGUCACAGACGGUAGUGUGCAGCUCGGGAUAAACUAUCAAAAAUCAUUUCUUCAAACUAGUUGCUUAUAAUAUGUAAUUAAAAUAACAAAAUAUAUUUUUGAUAAUAGCAAUUUUAUAAAUUUAUAAACUAUUUUCAAUUAGAAUUUUAAAUUGAAGCUUCUUGGCUUGGAAAUUAUAGCCAGAUUCUGAACAGAAAAUUGGACUUAAAGCUUUGAACAGAUGCAAAUCUUCAAGACUUCAAACUGUUCCUGAUUAUACCUUUGACUCUGUUGAAAUGAUUUCAAAAAAUUACUUAAUUCAUACCUUGUCCAUCACCUUUCUGUCCACAAAAAUUUUCAAACUCAUUAGUCAUGUCUGAAAAAUCUGGCUAGAGAUGCCAAGCAAGAAGUAAGAUACUAAACAGAUAUAAACAAUACCCAUCAGUAUCAUCAUUUUGUUCAUGAUUCAGUAAACAGAAAUUUUGCUCAUACUUAAUGAAGUAUGACUAACAAAUGAACAAAGAUAGCUGAAACAGAUGAAAAACAUUAAAUUGAAGAUGAAAGUGAUUUGUGCUUAUUCAUUUUGGUGUCUAAUACAAUUAUUUUGAAGAAAUUAAAUUAAGAUGAUGAUUUACAUUUUGUAACUUUGGACAGUUCAUUUGUCAGAGGAUUUAAAGUUUUCUUCAAUUGUUGAUCAGGCAUGAUUCGAACCAGAAGAAUUCAAGAUUCGCCCCUUUCAUCAAGAUAUCAAAAUUUUAAUAAUCAAGCAUCAAAAUUAGCUCAUCGCUUUCAUAAUUUUAAUUUUUUUUAACCAAUUACGUCAACUCUUUUGAAAUGCCUUAAAUUGAUCAUAAAUUGUAAAAGUUGACACCCUUAGAUGUUAACAAAAAUCAAGUCAGUUAAUUUUUUUAAUUUAUUUUCCACUAAGAAUUUUUUUGUUUUCUUUCUCUGUCCACAAAAUUGUCUGUAUGAUUAAAAUGAAUAUAUUGUAAAC
This is a messenger RNA of Chironomus riparius, 3944 nucleotides long. NCBI's taxonomy places the organism in Eukaryota, Metazoa, Arthropoda, Insecta, Diptera, Chironomidae. The record is from the annotation of a GenBank genome assembly.